UCGGCGUUGCGAGUUGAGUUUUUCAUCUUCGCCCGGUUCGCGCACAUCGCUUCUGUCUCGGUCGCAAGAACGCAUAAUAAUACAGAGACCCUCUGGGACUUGGGACUAUCGACUAUACCGACACUACAACUAACCACCAUCAACCGACACGACGCAGUGCUCUCGAGUUACAGUGCAGCGCGCCGCGAGUGAACCACAGUGAACCCCCACUAGUCUUCAGCCCAGCAUACAAACAGUAAAAUGCAGCUUAUAUAGGGAAACUAUAGCCAGAGUAGAUCCAAAGUAGCAGUCAAGAGCAAAAGCCAAGUGUAAAACCAAGCGGAGGAGAUGGCCACCAACACGGAACUGCUGCCCUUUCAUCAUCAGACGAUCGCGGUGUUGAACAAUUUGAAUAGCCACUGUGGCGGCUCAGGGAGCAAUGGAGCGGCCACCAGUGGCGGAGCGCCAGGAGCGGCGAUUGGCGGAGGAGCAGGAGGCGGCGGAGGAGGAGGAGCGCCCAGCUGGGCCACCAUGGAUGAACUCUACCAACAGACUGAGCUGCCCGGACUGACGCGAACCGGGGCCACCACCACCCACCACCACCUGCUGCGCUUCACGCCCUACGCCCUGCACCACCGACCGCCUCACCACCAACUGCAGACCCUGCCCCCCGCGCUGUACUUGCAGCAUGCCGCAGCAGCGGCGGCGGCAGCAGCAGCAGCAGCCGCCCACGCACAGCACCACCAUCAUCAUCAUCACCACCUACCGCACAGGCCCGCCUCGCCGGAGAGUCCGCCGCCGGUGGAGGGCACCCACAUCAGCAAUCUGUUCCCCGAGCUCCUCGAGCAGAUCUUCGAGCACCUGCCUGUGCGGGAUUUGGGGCGGGCGGCCCAGGUCUGCACCGCCUGGCGGGAUGCGGCCUAUGCGAAGAGCGUGUGGAAGGGCGUCGAGGCCAAGUUGCACCUGAAGCGCUCCAGUCCCAGUCUCUUCAAUUGCCUGGUGAAGCGGGGCAUCAAGAAGGUGCAGAUCCUCUCGCUGCGCCGCUCGCUCAAGGAUCUCGUUCUGGGCGUGCCCGCACUGACCUCCCUGAACCUCAGUGGCUGCUUCAAUGUGGCGGAUAUGAAUCUGGGCCAUGCCUUCAGCGUGGACCUGCCCAAUCUCAAGACCCUGGACCUCUCGCUGUGCAAACAGAUCACGGACACGAGUCUGGGCCGGAUUGCCCAGCAUCUGAGGAAUCUGGAGACCCUGGAGCUGGGCGGCUGUUGCAACAUCACGAACACGGGACUGCUGCUGAUUGCGUGGGGCCUGAAGAAGCUGAAGCAUCUCAAUCUGCGAUCCUGCUGGCACAUCAGCGAUCAGGGCAUAGGUCACCUGGCCGGCUUCUCGCGGGAAACGGCAGAGGGCAACCUGCAGCUGGAGUACUUGGGGCUGCAGGAUUGCCAACGGCUGAGCGAUGAGGCACUGGGUCACAUUGCCCAGGGCCUCACCUCGCUGAAGUCCAUCAACCUGAGCUUCUGCGUCUCGGUGACGGACAGCGGUCUGAAGCACCUAGCCCGCAUGCCCAAGCUGGAGCAACUGAAUCUGCGCUCCUGCGACAACAUCUCGGACAUUGGGAUGGCCUACCUCACCGAGGGCGGCAGCGGGAUCAAUUCGCUGGACGUGAGCUUCUGCGACAAGAUCAGCGAUCAGGCCCUGACGCACAUAGCGCAGGGUCUCUAUAGGCUGAGAUCCCUGUCCCUCAACCAGUGCCAGAUCACCGAUCAUGGGAUGCUAAAGAUCGCCAAGGCGCUGCACGAGCUGGAGAACCUCAAUAUCGGUCAGUGCAGCCGGAUCACGGACAAGGGCCUGCAGACACUGGCCGAGGAUCUGACCAAUCUCAAGACCAUCGAUCUCUACGGCUGCACGCAACUCAGCUCCAAGGGCAUCGACAUCAUCAUGAAGCUGCCCAAGCUGCAGAAGCUCAACCUGGGCCUCUGGCUGGUCAGGUGAUGCGUCCACCACGAUUGCAACGCCUGUGCGGCGGAGGAGGCCGCUCGCGGCUCUUAUAAUUCCCAACCAUAGAUUCCGGGCGGGAAAGAGAGGGCAGUAGAUCGGUAGAUCGGUAGAUCGGCAGGCGGGGCAGGAGCAGCAGGGGAAGAAGCAGACAAGAUACACUGAGAACUCAUAGCUUUCGUUUGCCAUACCACACGCUGUACUACAUUUUUUUCGUACGAAUCGAGAAACGAGCAGAGAGGCACAAAAAAACACGGCAACAACAAAAAGCAAACAAUGAAGCACACACUCAUGCACACACAUACACACGCAAGCGGGCAAGGCAAGCGGGCGGAGUUGGGGCAAGAGGGUCAGAGACAGAAGGCGUCGGGGGAGAGUGCUGCAAGCUCAGCUUGUUUUUAGCUAGCAAAAGUUUAGAAUCAGUUAUAAUUUAGAAAGGCAUUUUUAAUAAGGCCACUUUUGAUGACUAAUUAUUUUACAGCUCAUAUAGACCUUUUAACACGACCAGAGUUUUUAUUCCAUUUUUUGUUUCACUUAGAUGCUGUAAACACCAUGGUAAGGUGUUGAACCAUCAUUUUUAAGCCCGUUCAUUCUAAUUUUGACCAUUUACCAAUUUUAAAAUUUUAAAACUCAGCUUGUCUUAAAAGGUUCCAGCAAAUAAUUCAACUUUGUUUAAAAAGUGUAUUCAAAAAUUCGAAAUUUCUUAAACAAGCGGCUUCCCGCUAGAUCUAGCUAGUUUGCGGCCAGGGACCAGACAGCACUGUUCAUGGAGCUCGCUCUGCUGCGUUGUGUUUUGUUGUGCUGUGCUCCUAGGGGGCCAGAGCGAGAGGGGAGAUGCCGCUGGCGUCGGCUUACACGCACGCAGCGAUAAAAAAAAAACAAAAAGAGAGAAAAAGAAACAGCGGACAACAACAACUGCAGCUAUGGCCGACAGCAACAAAGUGCAUGGCGAUGGAGACGCGCGAUAAGCAGCAGUAGAGAGGGGUAGUGGGAGGGGGGAGAGCCAGGAGAGUGGGCAGCACACAUACAGAACCGGGCACGCAUGUGUGUGUGUGUGUGCAAUGCAGGCCGCAGUUAAGCAGAUGCAAAUAAAUUUAAAUAGUUUAUUUUAAUUCACGCUUCGGCUACAAAAGCCAGCGUCCUCCAUUGCCACAGCAACAACAACUACAACAGCAGCGAGAAUAACUACGAUAAAAACAACAAUGCAGAAGAGAAAAAAAUAGAGGGAGUGUGGGGAAUUAAAGCUCUGGCGACGGCGACUUGACUGACUCUCCCACCUCUCUUUUGUCGCUCUCCACCGCAUUUUUCUUGCUUUGUGUGCUCCCUUUUUUUUUGUCUUUCGUGUUUGUAUCUUUUUUGUUUUUGUGCCUCGGCGUUUUCUUCUCGUCUUCGUUGCGAAUUUGUUUAGUACAGCGUCGUUAGUAAUGCCGUUUAAUUUAGUUGAUUAAAACGUAAACGUAAAAAAAGUAACGAAAACUUAAGCAAAAACAAUGUUAAUAGUAGACACUUAAUGAAAACGCGUAAACUUAAUUCUUAGUUCUUAACAUUUGUCAAGCCACAAUUAGUCAAAUAAUGAAAAAGAGGGGAGAAUAACCAUUAACACAAGUUAUAAAACCAUAACAAAACAAAAAAAAACAACCUUGUUUAAUAGCAAAAACUCACCCAAACACACACACACACACAAACAAACACUAAACACAAACGUUAAAGAAAAUUCUGUAAAUUUUUUAUUGUUUAAUUUAUAAGUAAGCAAGCAAAAAGAGAAGAUAACGAUUGAAAAGAAUGUGCGAAUUAAUUCUUUUUUCUAUUGUGAUAUAAAAUGUAUUGUAUAAAAAGGAAAACAUAAACACAAGCAAACAAAAACUAAUGCUAAAACAACAAUUACGUAAUUUUAUUUAAGCAGCGACUAGCGGCAAGAGCGUGGAUUAAAUUAAAUAAAUUAAAAUUAAAUAAAUAUGUACAAUGUUAUGUUAAGUCUGGAUUAUUCCUACGAUUCUCUGUUUUUGGAUUAGUUAAAUGAGCCCGAUUCGAUGACCUUUUGUUAAAACGCAAUAUACCGAAUGCCUUAAUUCCAUUUGCAAGCUAUAUUAUUAACUAUGUUGAUUCUGAAAAACACCUUGAGUUUCGAUUGUGAGUUAGCCCUAGAUCUAAGUUACUUCGACAAUUGAUAUUUCUGUUUUAGGAGGCGAAACCCCCAUAAAAUUUUGAACGAUACGAUGACGUUGGCGAUGCUGAAGAUGGAUGAAGAGAAAAUAAAUUAAAUAUGUAUAAAAA
Drosophila suzukii is the source of this 4245-nucleotide messenger RNA. It is a transcript of the gene Ppa, whose product is annotated as Partner of paired. Gene Ontology annotation, cellular component: cytoplasm. Lineage: Eukaryota; Metazoa; Arthropoda; Insecta; Diptera; Drosophilidae. Gene Ontology annotation, molecular function: protein binding. The record is from RefSeq and is a predicted model, not a curated record.